AUGGCAUUCAGUGCAGUCUUAGAGGCCGGACUCGCUAUCAUCAGCUACGCGCAAAGCGCCUUCGCUGCCGAUGCCAUCGUCCUGGCUGUAACAUGGACGAAGACUUUCCAGCAGUGGCGGAGUGCUCGCCGUUUGAACAUGCGCUUGCCAGUCACGCUUUGCCUCCUCCGAGAUGGCACGAUCUUUUUCCUCAUCCUGCUCGCCAUAAGCAUCGCCAACCUACUUUCUCUUUUCCCGGCACGCAGUCUCAUUGAAUUCCUCCCGCCUAUCCUCGUCUCCCGUUUCCUCCUCAACCUGCGCGACUGCACCGGGUCAAACACCACAGACCGCAGCCUCCCGCGGCUCUCGGAGCUCAGCGUUCACUUCGCGACGUCGAAUGUGUCAAACAUCAUCGGUAAUAUCGGCGCGCCGCUGGACUACGCGCAGGCGGAGAGGCUUAUCCGCGCUGAGUACGAGCGUCCUGGAGACAAAAGCGGCGUCCCCUUCUCUGAUACUGCCGCGUCGACUGCCAUUGGCAUGUGACUGUGUGCCCGCCGAGGACUCGACGUGUCGGAAAAUUCUAG
Phanerochaete carnosa HHB-10118-sp is the source of this 563-nucleotide messenger RNA. RefSeq lists its product as uncharacterized. The transcript is spliced from 7 exons. The record is from RefSeq and is a predicted model, not a curated record. The coding region runs from base 1 to 522 and encodes 173 amino acids. NCBI's taxonomy places the organism in Eukaryota, Fungi, Basidiomycota, Agaricomycetes, Polyporales, Phanerochaetaceae.